This is a messenger RNA of Akanthomyces muscarius, 1122 nucleotides long. RefSeq lists its product as uncharacterized. The record is from RefSeq and is a predicted model, not a curated record. The transcript has 3 exons. Gene Ontology annotation, cellular component: cytoplasm; nucleus. NCBI's taxonomy places the organism in Eukaryota, Fungi, Ascomycota, Sordariomycetes, Hypocreales, Cordycipitaceae. The coding region runs from base 1 to 1122 and encodes 373 amino acids. Gene Ontology annotation, molecular function: protein serine/threonine kinase activity; ATP binding. Gene Ontology annotation, biological process: endocytosis; signal transduction; peptidyl-serine phosphorylation.
AUGACGACCAUGGAUCUCCGCGUCGGCAACAAAUACCGAAUCGGUCGAAAGAUCGGCUCUGGUUCGUUCGGCGACAUUUAUUUGGGCACCAACAUUAUCUCUGGAGAGGAAAUCGCCAUCAAACUGGAGUCUGUGAAGGCGAAGCACCCCCAGCUUGAAUACGAGGCGCGUGUGUACAAGUCACUUGCCGGUGGCGUUGGUAUUCCAUUUGUCCGAUGGUUCGGAACCGAAUGUGACUACAAUGCCAUGGUUCUUGACCUCCUUGGGCCCAGUCUGGAGGACCUGUUCAACUUUUGCAACCGUAAAUUCUCGCUGAAGACGGUUCUCCUCCUUGCCGAUCAGCUCAUAUCCCGCAUUGAAUAUAUUCAUGCCAAGAGCUUCAUUCAUAGGGAUAUCAAGCCUGACAACUUCCUGAUGGGCAUCGGAAAGCGCGGAAACCAGGUCAACGUCAUUGAUUUUGGUCUCGCCAAGAAGUACCGCGACCCGAAGACUCACUUUCAUAUCCCCUAUCGCGAGAACAAGAACCUCACCGGUACCGCUCGCUACGCCUCCAUCAACACCCAUCUCGGCGUGGAGCAGUCUCGUAGAGAUGACAUGGAAUCCCUCGGCUACGUCAUGCUCUAUUUCUGCCGCGGCUCUCUGCCCUGGCAGGGACUGAAGGCUGCUACCAAGAAGCAGAAGUAUGACCGCAUCAUGGAGAAGAAGAUGACGACGCCUACCGAAGUCCUUUGCCGAGGCUUCCCCAAUGAAUUUGCCAUCUACCUGAACUACACUCGUUCUCUUCGCUUCGAUGAUAAGCCGGACUACAGCUACUUACGCAAGAUCUUCCGGGACCUCUUCGUCAGAGAGGGCUUCCAGUACGACUAUGUCUUCGAUUGGACCGUUUAUAAGUACCAGAAGAAUGCCCAGGCUAUUGCCCAGGCCGUUGGUCAGGCUGCCGACGAUGAUGAGAAGGCACGCGCCUCGCGAGCCAACGCCACUGCGGCUACUCCAUCUGGCGCUGCCAAACCUGGCGCUAUUCCCAGCUCUCGCCGCAAGAUGCUUGAGCGUGGCUCUGGCGCUGGCGUUGACACCCCCGAUACCAACCGCGCCAUCGGUGGAAGCGAUAGGAUUGGACGAUAA